This is a messenger RNA of Brassica rapa (field mustard), 1182 nucleotides long. Its product is annotated as cilia- and flagella-associated protein 251-like. The record is from RefSeq and is a predicted model, not a curated record. Lineage: Eukaryota; Viridiplantae; Streptophyta; Magnoliopsida; Brassicales; Brassicaceae.
AUGGAUUUUCGACAGUGGGACAAUGAUACAUAUGAAGAGAAGGACAAAGCUUGUUCUGAGAAGGAGAAAGCUAAUGCUGAGCACGAGGCUGGGAAAGAAAAGGAUAACAUCGAGAAUACUGAGGAAGAGGGUGAGAAAGAGGCUGAUGACAAUGCUCAGCAAGAGGGUGAGAAAGAGAAGGAAAAUAGUGAGGCUGAUGAGGAAGAAGACAGUGAGAGUGAAAGUGAAGAGUUGAAGCAAAUAAAGGAGAGAAGUAGAAGACAAGCUGCUAAAUUGUGGAAGGAAAUUGCGAAUGAAGAAAAGAUUGGAGGGAAACAUAAUGAAGAAGAAAGUGAAGAGAAAGAGGCUGAAACCAGUGAGGAAGAGAAUGAGAACAAUGAUGAGAAAGAUGAAGAAAAAGUGGUGGAAUCUGAGGCUGAAGGGGAAGAUGAUCAAGUAGAGGAUGAAGAAGAAGAAGUUGAAGGGAAAGAGUCUGAAACCAGAGAGAAAGAAAAGGAGAAAAAUGAGACUGAGGAGGUGGAAUCUGAGGCACGGGAGACAGAGAUAGAAAAAGGAACUCCGACACCACCACGUGGGAAUCAGACAGAGGGAACUCCCAAAGAUGAUGACAAUGAGCCUCGGGUUGAGACGAACAGAACCGGUGAAACUCCAACACCACCACAUGGGAGUCAGUCAGAGGGAACUCCCAAAGAUGAUGACAAUGAGCCUCGGGUUGAGACGAACAGAACCGGUGAAACUCCAACACCACCACGUGGGAGUCAGUCAGCGGGAACUCCAACACCGCCACGUGGUAGGACUAAGGCAAUGGCUGCAAGGAGACCAAUAAUUAGGCGUAUGGAGGAUGAACCUGGAAAAGGUGAGAAAGUUGUGGAAGGAGAGAAACAAAAGAAAGAGGCUGUGGAAACAGAGGAAAAAAGCAGGGAGAAAGUUGCGGAUGAAGAGAAAAAAAAGGAAGAGGUUGUGAAGGAACAUGCUGAGGAAGUUGUUGAGGAAUACAGUGAGGAAGAAAAGCAAAGGUGGAUCAUGGUCGUUUACAAGGAAGCACCGAGUCCUUGGAUCAUGUAUAGGUGCAAGGAGAAUGUUGUUGUUGCUGCACCUAAGAAGAGUGGCAGACCAAAGAGGAAAUCACAGUGGGUGCAGACUCCUUUCACGGAGGGGAAGAAGCGUAAAACAAAGCCUUAG